AUGGCUGUCCAAGGUCUCUUUCCAUCAUGGCACCGCAACAAGGGCUUAGACUACGAUGCGGUUGAAAGUGAUCCGUCCUCCCGUACAGAACGGCCAAGUCUUUCUGAGGUUAUAGCCUCGAAGCGCUUUCGCUGGCUGGUGGGGACAGUCAUUGGAGCGCUAUUGGUGGUCUUUGUUCUCGACAACUCUGUUCAGGUUUCGAGAUUCCGACGCCCGACCUCGUCGUCAUCCCAGGUGGCGUUGAGCCAAGUCGAGGGCGCGAAGAGCCAUACAGACGUAGACUGGUCCCGGUUCGCCUAUGUGCAGUAUGCCACCAACACACCAUAUCUAUGCAAUUCGGUUAUGGUGUUCGAGAGAUUGCAGCACCUGCAAAGCAAAGCUGAUCGCAUCUUGCUGUACCCUUCCGAAAUGCUAGAUCCCCUGGCAGCAACUGGAAAGACUAAAGAUGCUUCUCUGCUCAUUCAUGCGAGGGAUACAUAUGGUGUGAAACUAAUUCCCAUCACUGUUCAACACAGAAAAGGCUUAGAUCCUACAUGGGCUGAGUCUUUCACCAAGCUCCUAGCCUUCAACCAAACCCAGUAUAAUCGAGUCCUUUCUAUUGACUCUGAUUCCACACUGCUACAGAAUAUCGAUGAGCUAUUCCUAUCGCCGCCCGCUACGGUCGCCGUACCGCGGGCCUACUGGCUCUACCCUGAGAAGAAGAUAGUUGCUUCGCACAUCAUGCUCGUGCAGCCCAGCGUUGCUGAGUUUGCCCGGAUAGUGGAAAAGGUGAACCAUGCGGGGAAAGAAGAGUAUGACAUGGAAAUCAUAAACGACCUGUACAAAGACAGCGCCAUGAUUCUCCCUCACCGGCCAUAUGCGCUGUUGACUCGCUCUUUUGGCGGCGAUCACCAAGACUACUAUCUCGCAAACAGCAAUGAGGUUUGGGAUGCGGUAACUGUCUAUAAUGAGGCCAAAUAUCUUCACUUCUCUGAUUGGCCCAUGCAUAAGCCCUGGUUGAAAUCUUCUGAUAGUUUGAUCAAGGAGAGACAACCCGACUGCGUGGUCAGAGAUGGGAAUGAGGAUUGUACUGCACGAGAGCUAUGGCUCAGCUUCUACACGGACUUCAGAGCUCGUAGAUCUCAAGUUUGCGGUAUCAACACCUGA
Molecule: messenger RNA, 1146 nt
Organism: Colletotrichum abscissum
Lineage: Eukaryota; Fungi; Ascomycota; Sordariomycetes; Glomerellales; Glomerellaceae
Product: glucose N-acetyltransferase
Exons: 3
Coding region: 1-1146 (381 amino acids)
Molecular function (GO): glycosyltransferase activity
Source: RefSeq, a predicted model, not a curated record